Messenger RNA from Tinamus guttatus (white-throated tinamou), 1296 nucleotides. NCBI's taxonomy places the organism in Eukaryota, Metazoa, Chordata, Aves, Tinamiformes, Tinamidae. The record is from RefSeq and is a predicted model, not a curated record.
AUGGAGCUGCGGUCCCCGGUAUUCCUGGUCCUCGUCGCCUGCUGCUUUGCCGUCCUGCAGACGGGCGGCCGCGCGCAGGAGCGGAGCGCCGGGCACGCCGAGGAGCGGCUCUUCAAGCACCUCUUCACCGGCUACAACCGAUCCUCUUGGAGCAUCCCAGAUCCUUCCUCAUCCCUGAUGGACGAGAAGAACCAAAUGAUGACCACCAACGUGUGGCUGAAGCAGGAGUGGAGUGACUAUAAACUGCGCUGGAACCCGGCGGACUUCGACAACGUCACUUCCAUCCGCGUGCCCUCCGAGAUGAUCUGGAUCCCCGACAUCGUGCUCUACAACAACGCCGACGGGGAGUUUGCCGUGACCCACAUGACCAAGGCCCACCUCUUCUCCAACGGGAAGGUCAAGUGGGUGCCGCCCGCCAUCUACAAGAGCUCCUGCAGCAUCGACGUCACCUUCUUCCCCUUCGACCAGCAGAACUGUAAGAUGAAAUUUGGCUCCUGGACCUACGAUAAGGCCAAGAUUGACCUGGAGAACAUGGAGCACCACGUGGACCUCAAGGACUACUGGGAGAGCGGUGAGUGGGCCAUCAUCAAUGCCAUCGGCACCUACAACUCCAAGAAAUAUGACUGCUGCACGGAGAUCUACCCCGACAUCACCUUCUGCUUCAUCAUCCGCCGCCUCCCGCUCUUCUACACCAUCAAUCUCAUCAUACCCUGCCUGCUUAUCUCUUGCUUGACCGUGCUGGUCUUCUACCUGCCCUCCGACUGCGGCGAGAAGAUCACACUCUGCAUCUCCGUCCUGCUGUCCCUCACCGUGUUCCUGCUGCUCAUCACCGAAAUCAUCCCUUCCACCUCCCUGGUCAUCCCCCUGAUCGGAGAGUACCUCCUCUUCACCAUGAUCUUCGUCACGCUCUCCAUCAUCAUCACCGUCUUCGUCCUCAACGUGCACCACCGCUCGCCGAGCACGCACAAGAUGCCGCGCUGGGUGCGCAGCUUCUUCCUCAACUUCAUCCCGCGCUGGCUCUUCAUGAAGCGGCCGCCGGCGCUGCCGCCCGGCGCCGCGGGGCAGUACGACCUGCACGCCGCGAGGCCGCUGUCCCCCGGCAUCCUGAAGGCCCUCGAGGGGGUGCAGUACAUCGCCGACCACCUGCGCGCCGAGGACGCCGACUUCUCGGUGAAGGAGGACUGGAAGUACGUGGCCAUGGUGAUCGACCGCAUCUUCCUCUGGAUGUUCAUCAUCGUCUGCCUGCUGGGCACCGUGGGGCUCUUCCUGCCGCCCUACCUGGCGGGGAUGAUCUAG